AGACAAGUAAUGCCAAUGGAUUUCAUUGAAAAUAAAGGAGAAGAAAGUUGUCGAAUUUGAGGUCGAUUAUAUAUGUACAGAAUCCGAUUAUGUAUCUAAAAACUAAAAUUAGAUUAACAAAAUAAGGAAAUUGAGGGUAUGUGGUGCCUGUAGUUUAGAUUACUCCGCCGAACUGGCAGGCAGGCAGGCAAAAAAGGAGAAAGGUGCUUCUGUUCAUACGCGCAUUAUUAAUAAAAAGGGAAGGUGCAGAAGCAGCGGCAGAUGAUCGUCCUUUCUAGAGCUGCGCGGCUGCCUAAGCCCAUGGCUUCCUUCUCUCGCCCCCGCCCCAGCUCCCGGAAGGGUUCGGAGAUAUGUGUAUGGCCUGGAAUGGGACAGCUUUGCUUAAGAAAGAAUCUUCUCUAUGGGUUUAUGAGGCUGUUCUCGAUGCCAUUCAAAACCUUGUGCAGUGUUAGCCGCAGAGUCGGAGGAGUUUCUCAAUUUUGCAGUGUCAGUAUGUGUAUGCCAUCAAAUCUGCAAAUUGAACUGGUACCUUGCCUUCGAGAUAACUAUGCAUAUCUAUUACAUGAUGUAGAUACUGGAACUGUAGGAGUGGUUGAUCCGUCUGAAGCACUACCUAUUAUCGACGCAUUGAAUAGGAAAAACUGGAAUUUGAACUACAUAUUAAACACUCACCAUCAUUAUGAUCACACCGGUGGGAACUUGGAUUUGAAAGGAAGGUAUGGCGCAAAGGUAAUUGGAUCAGGUUCAGAUGCUGAGCGAAUUCCUGGUAUCGACAUAGCUCUAAAUGAUGGAGACAAAUGGAUGUUUGCCAGCCAUGAGGUGGUUGUGAUAGCGACGCCUGGUCACACACGAGGGCACAUCAGUUUUUACUUUCCUGGAUCAAAGUCGAUUUUCACAGGGGACACAUUGUUUAGUUUAUCAUGCGGUAAACUUUUUGAAGGAACACCCGAUCAGAUGCUUAAUUCCUUGAGGAAGAUCACUUCGCUGCCUGAUGACACUAACGUGUACUGUGGUCACGAAUACACCUUGAGUAACUCCAAGUUUGCACUGUCGAUUGAACCGGGAAACAAGGAAUUGCAGUCUUAUGCUAAUCAUGUAGCUCACCUUCGCAACAAGGGCUUGCCAACGAUCCCAACCACGAUAUCGAAGGAGAAGAUGUGCAACCCGUUCCUUCGAACUUCAAGCAGUGAAAUUAGGAAGUCGUUGAACAUUCCCGGGACUGCAGAGGAUGGAGUGGCCCUUGGCGCCAUCCGUCAAGCCAAGGACAACUUUUAGGUCGAAUGAAGAAACACGGCCUUCUCUUACUAGCCAUGAAGAACUCAUGUACAAAACCAUUGCAGACGAUUUUAAGAUGACACAUUUUAUAGGUCAGAUCAUUUUCUUCUUGUCAUUAAUCCAACUAUUUUCAUGAAUUACGCAUCGACUGGGGCAUAGCACGACAAUUGUCACUUGGAUGAACUGCUAGUAGCGUGUUAGAACCCGAAUACUGAUGAAAUUUUGCUUCAUCUGUCGAACCGAGCUUGGGUGCAUUGUGUUGCCUAUUGAAUGCUUAUUGUCAUGAGCUAGUUUGGUGAUAUUCAUGCUUGUCAUAAAUGUGCAUAUUCGAAAGUGCAACUGAUUUCGACAAUUUUAUUUA
This is a messenger RNA of Andrographis paniculata, 1636 nucleotides long. Its product is annotated as probable hydroxyacylglutathione hydrolase 2, chloroplastic. Bases 262 to 1275 code for a protein of 337 amino acids. Gene Ontology annotation, molecular function: hydroxyacylglutathione hydrolase activity. NCBI's taxonomy places the organism in Eukaryota, Viridiplantae, Streptophyta, Magnoliopsida, Lamiales, Acanthaceae. The record is from RefSeq and is a predicted model, not a curated record. The transcript is spliced from 8 exons.